GUAUGAGAAAUGUUGGUGUGGUGGAUUCUGAGUACAUAGUUCAUCUUGGUCUUCCCACUCUUGGGGGAUCUUCAUCAAAUGGCAAUGAGACUUCAUCAAAUUCCCAUAGAGAUAGUGAUAGAGCUAAAGUGAGGAUGCAGUCAUACAUUGAAAUGCAGGUUUUUGGUAAAAGAUGGAAAGAUGCAGCAAAGAAGGACCAAUGUUGGAUUGAUCCAUAUGAACAACAGGAAAACCAGACUAGUCGUUAAUUAGUGACCCAAGUCUCUCCUAACACCAUAUAAGAUUUUGAUGAAUAAAAGGCGUGAUCUGAUUUAGUCAGAUACUUUGAUUUGAUGUCUCAAUGAUUUUACUGGAACAUUUACCUUCCUUUUAUGAUCAAGUCAUUCAUUCCCUUAUAUAUUAUUGGUGUACAUAAGGGUGGUAUACUAUAGAGGUGUUAAUAGGGGACUCAGAAAAGUGUUAGUUAGAUCUUAGUUUAGUUUUCUUUUGAAGGUCAAUGUAAAUAGGUUGGUUGGUUACAUGGCCGAACAAAUGUUAUUAUUUGGCCGAACAAAUGAUUUUAGGAAAAUAUACCCUUAAAAACAACAAAGUAGUUUUCUGUUAGACUA
Molecule: messenger RNA, 608 nt
Organism: Cicer arietinum (chickpea)
Lineage: Eukaryota; Viridiplantae; Streptophyta; Magnoliopsida; Fabales; Fabaceae
Source: RefSeq, a predicted model, not a curated record